Molecule: messenger RNA, 1118 nt
Organism: Sardina pilchardus (European sardine)
Lineage: Eukaryota; Metazoa; Chordata; Actinopteri; Clupeiformes; Clupeidae
Gene: mibp2
Product: muscle-specific beta 1 integrin binding protein 2
Exons: 8
Coding region: 219-842 (207 amino acids)
Cellular component (GO): cytoplasm
Molecular function (GO): ribosylnicotinamide kinase activity
Source: RefSeq, a predicted model, not a curated record
UUACUUGCAGCAACGUCCUCUCUUGGUGGAAGACUGGCAAAGGAGCAACACCGUCCUUUACUUUCACCCUAAUCGACGCCAUGGAGGACUCGACUAGUUGACGUUAACUAAACCUUCUCUUUUAAGCUUUCUUCUUCCGAUCACUGCGCUCCUUCAAAAAGCCACCCGCUGGUUUUAUCGACGUUAUCUCAAGUUUCUACCCUAACACUGUUGCAAAGAUGAAGAUGAUUAUUGGCAUUGGCGGAGUAACCAACGGGGGUAAAACUACCCUCACCAACAAGUUAAUCAAGAACUUGCCCAAUUGCUGUGUCGUUCAUCAGGAUGACUUCUUCAAGCCCCAAGAUGAGAUUGAAGUUGGUGAAGAUGGCUUUAAGCAGUAUGAUGUCAUUACUGCUUUGGACAUGGACGCCAUGAUGAGCACAAUCUACGCUUGGCUGGAUAACCCAGUAAAGUUUGAGAGGUCGCACGGUGUCAACAACACCAUGGAUUCUGAGAUACUCCCUGGAACUGAGCAUAAGGAUGAGGGCAACCACGUCCUUAUUGUGGAAGGCUUUCUGCUUUACACCUAUGGACCUUUGAUCGAUGUGCUGAACCAGCGCUAUUUUAUUUCCAUUCCAUACGAAGACUGCAAAAAGAGGAGGUGCUCAAGGAACUAUUCGGUGCCAGACCCACCAGGUCUGUUCGAUGGCCAUGUCUGGCCCAUGUAUGUCAAACACAAGGAAAUCAUGGAGAACUCAGGUGUUGAUGUUGUGCAGUUGGAUGGAACAAGGACGAAGGAGCAACUGUAUAACUCUGUUUACGGAGACAUUAUGAACAACAUCCAGAAAUGUCUGCAACAAUAAACAAAGGUCACAUGAUCGGCUAAGAACAAGACACAUCACAUACUCAACAUGCAGGAGGAAUACCGCCUUGCUUGACUUCUGAAGUGGCAGCUCACUAUAAACCAAACUCUCAAGACUUUUUAUAGUGUAAAUUAUUCAUCCAACAGCAUCAUAUGCUGGCUUGAAAAUUGUAUAUCUUCUAUAUUUAUUGCUUUUUACGCCUAUUCAAGUUGAUAUCAGUCCAAGGAUGGUUGCAAUGCAAUGCACAGUCUCAAUAAAGACUCCUCCUGCAACAGA